GUCUUGCGAAAUUAUAAAGGGAUGUGAUUCGCGCCUAUUUCUUUCUCUUGGGAUCUAGCUAGCUACCAUUGCAGUCGUGUUCGGCGUUUGUCCGACCGUUUUUUAACUGUAUUUUUCAAUUUUCCAAAAAAUGUAUAAUUCGGCCCUCAACACCUAAAUUUUAACCCAAUUAUUAAAGUAAAUUAUUAAAUUAGCUAGUCCCAGUGCGAAGAAAUAAAUAUGUCAACUUCAAAUGAUGAUUCUUCUUCAUCAGAGUCCGUUUUGCCUGCGGUGCAACCUUCCGCCCGCAGUGCCAACGCUGCUGUCGUAGCACCACCUUCACAGUUUCGUCCCCCACCAGCUCCUGCUGUAGUCCAACCUGUGGCAGACUUCAUAGAUGACAGGCAGCUUGCCGAGGUCGCUGAGGCGUCAGAACAAGCUAUCCAGGAUGUCCUGCGUCAAGACCGUCAUCGUAUGAAUCUGCUAACGGAUUAUAUUGCUACGCAUCCGCUGAUCCAAGCGUUCAUUAUGGGAAGGCGGACCACAUACACACACAUCGGGGUUGCAGUAAACUCGAUGACUGCGUCUCGUACCCUGGGCGGGGUACUUGCACUGGUAACUCGUCCCAGCGACCCUGAACCCUGUCGCUGCACCCACCUUGCCCACGGCAGCUGUCCCAACCCCCGCUGCCCGUACGAGAACCCUGUGCGUAAACUUUGGAAGGACAGAUUUCAAGCUUGCAUUACUGGCCUUGGCAACACAUCCGCCCUCCGCCUUCUCACAAUUUACAUCAGAACGCACCCCGAAGACGUGGAAUACGUUUAUGGAAUCCCGUUCCCCAUUAACCUAUUUGACACACAAUUGUUGCACUUUUUCCUCUCAUUCACCUACAACCUUGGCUUGAACUUCAAUCGUGACUUAGCUCAAAUAUUUCUCCGUACGACCCACUCACGCUAUAACAAUGACCUUCUAUCCCCCCUCCACAUCCGUGGGAACUCCACCCACAACCGGCUUCGUCCCUAUAGCUACACUGGUGCUGAAGUGUCACUGAUUGAGGAAAUAGAUGGGGCCCUCUUCAACUCCUAUGCCUUUGUGAGAGCUAACAUCAGGCCGCGGUCCUUCAGUAGGCAUAAUCUGCAGGUGCCACUUCCGCUAAUACUUGAGUGGCUCGAGAAAUUUGCUAUCCCCAAAGUGAUGGUGCUGCCCUCACCUGACACCCCCAACACCGUCAUUUUGUCUCAUUACCCGCAACCAAACACAAGGCUAGGACUAGAGAACACCGAUGACACAGAUUCAGACACCUCAGAUCCCCCCUCUCCCCCACCUCGACCGACUCCCGAACCUCGACCCCUACCCCGCCAAAACUUCAGCCCGCCCCCCACACACCACAGCCCGCCCCCCACACAGCACAGCCCACCCCCCCAACGCACCCCUCCAGCAAAUAGUAAACCUGUCACUCCCCCUCAGCCUCCCCGUUCCUCCCUACCUGACCACUCCCUGCCCUCAACAUCUUACGGCCCACCACCCCCCAACCAUCCAGUGGCCUUGCCAAGCACGUGGCUACCUCAGUACCUACAAGCAGCCGCUGGAGCGAGGAACGGUCUGAGGAACCUGAAUCUGCCAGAGGACCUCCGCCAGCUACUCAUUCUGGAGAUGUCGACAUUCCUCAUCGCCAACGGCAGACUAGUGGAUGACAGUUACCGUCCCAACCCGGCCGAGGCAGUUCUGGAGGUGGAGUCCUUUGUGUGCCGCCUAGUCGUCAACAUACAAAGAUUCCAUUAUGCCAGGAUGGCUUCCCCGCCACAAGACGAGGUGCUGGCAACAACCCUACACACUUCUAUCAACAGCGAGGCUGCUCCAACCCCACGCCGGGCAACUUCAACUCCAGUCCAGGGCGUUGGAAGGUGCGAAGUGUCUGCGGAUCAAUGUCCGCGGCAUGUGCUGAACUCUCCGGAUCCUGGAAACCGAUCGGACACCUCAUCCCCGUUUCACGGGUUUCCAUCUCCGCAGCCUUUGCCGAUGACCUCACCGCAGCCUUCGCCCCAGCCUUCCCCACAGGCUUCCCCCCCCACUCUCCUCAGCCAUCAGUGCAGCAUCCCCAGACGCGUCGUACGAGAGCAACCACUCGUGCAGGCUCUGCAGCGUCAACCAGUGAUGG
This is a messenger RNA of Macrosteles quadrilineatus (aster leafhopper), 2137 nucleotides long. RefSeq lists its product as uncharacterized. NCBI's taxonomy places the organism in Eukaryota, Metazoa, Arthropoda, Insecta, Hemiptera, Cicadellidae. The annotation marks the transcript as partial. The transcript has 6 exons. The record is from RefSeq and is a predicted model, not a curated record.